AUGGCUCUCAGUCUCUAUCUCCUGACAUUCAAUUGCGGUCGUGCUCUCGUACAGCCUGAUAGCUUCGCACCUUAUCUGUUCCAGGCUCUGAAACCCAACGCACCAUCGCCGGAAGUGCUCGUACUGUCGCUACAAGAGCUCGCUCCAAUUGGUCCGGGUCUUCUGGGAGGUUCAUUUAUUACACCAUAUUACAAUGCGUUCCGGAAAGUUGUCAAGCUCGCCUCGAAGGAUCAUGGUUAUGUCAAUGUCAUCACGAGAAAUAUCGGCUUGACGGCGAUCAUGGUCUUUGCGCGAGAUGAUGUGGCCGACAAUAUCAAUUGGCUUCACACGGCAGAAGUUGGACUUGGCGUCAGUGAUAUGGGCAACAAGGGCGCCGUCGGGAUCAGACUGGGCUACAAGACAACUGAAACGGAGGAAGUUGUGUUGACUUUUGUUGCUGCUCAUCUUGCUCCGAUGGAGGAUGGACUGGAGCAGCGGAACGAGGAUUAUAAGAACAUUGUUCGAAGACUUGUCUUCAUCCCAGAUGCAAGCGGGAAGCCGAUCUCACGUGGUGAAGAAAGAGAAGAUGCUCCAUUGUUGCAAUCACCCAUUCCUCCACAUAGUGAAGAGAGUGGUAUUUACUCGUCAUCCUCGCACCUCUUCUUCGCCGGAGAUCUCAAUUAUCGGACCUCUUCGCUCCAGCCAUCUCCUCUAGAUGCUGCGGAGAAAUUCCCUCAACCGACAAAGGAUGAGGACAAUCCGAGACAUUUCAAGCAUCUACUCGCAGAAGACCAGCUUACUCAAGAGAUCAAGGCUGGCAAGACAUUGCAUGGGUUGACAGAAGCUCCAAUUGAGUUCCCACCCACCUACAAGUAUGACACUGAUCCCAACAAAGCCGUGACUCUGGACGGAGAAGACGAAUGGCACUGGGCACGUCACCGCUGGCCCAGCUGGUGCGACCGGAUCUUCUUCCUAAGCAAUGACGACGUUACAGUUGACGCACAUACCUACACGUGUCUACCACUGUUCGCAACAUCAGAUCAUCGACCCGUUGCACUGGCAGCUACGGUUCCAUUGAGAUCGUCAAGGACUGCAGAUCGUGUUCAGGAACCACCCUUCAGUAUCGACCCGCAGUGGAGAGCCAUUAGAGCAGCCGGCAGGAGGAAGGAAUUGAUUGUGGGUUUGGCGGCUUACUUGACCCUGACGCGGGAGGGCAAUGGCUUGGCAUUGGCGACGGUACUGGGAGCACUCGGCGGAUGGUGGAUUAUCAGAUCGUUGCUGAUGGUGUGA
This is a messenger RNA of Exophiala bonariae, 1269 nucleotides long. RefSeq lists its product as uncharacterized. Bases 1 to 1269 code for a protein of 422 amino acids. NCBI's taxonomy places the organism in Eukaryota, Fungi, Ascomycota, Eurotiomycetes, Chaetothyriales, Herpotrichiellaceae. Gene Ontology annotation, molecular function: phosphatidylinositol-4,5-bisphosphate 5-phosphatase activity. The record is from RefSeq and is a predicted model, not a curated record. The transcript has a single exon. Gene Ontology annotation, biological process: phosphatidylinositol dephosphorylation.